Anarrhichthys ocellatus (wolf-eel) is the source of this 1219-nucleotide messenger RNA. Its product is annotated as leucine-rich alpha-2-glycoprotein-like. NCBI's taxonomy places the organism in Eukaryota, Metazoa, Chordata, Actinopteri, Perciformes, Anarhichadidae. The coding region runs from base 72 to 1070 and encodes 332 amino acids. The record is from RefSeq and is a predicted model, not a curated record. The transcript is spliced from 2 exons. Gene Ontology annotation, molecular function: protein binding.
CAAGUGACCACUGCUGAAUCUGACAUAAGGAGCAGUCUGGCUGACACUCGUCCCAACUAGAAAUCAACAUAAUGAGGUCCUGGUGUGGCCUGGCUUUUCUCUUUUUGGCAUAUUUCUGGCAUGGCGCUCUGUCCUGCCCGCCACUUUGCAAAUGCUACCACAGAAGAGCUGAGGUGGUCUGCAAUGAGGUCCCUCUGACAGAGUACCCCUCCGAGGGUCUCUCCAAGAACACCACCUUGCUGACCAUCCAGUUCACCAACAUCACCUCCAUCUCCGAGCAGCAGCUGAACGCCACGCCCCUGCUGCAGGGGCUCCACCUGUACAGCAACCACCUGCAGAGCCUUUCCGCUCAUCUCCUCAGAGGCGUUCCUUGCCUCAACACUUUGGAUCUCACAGGGAACCAACUUUCUGACCUACCUGCAGAUGUCUUUAACCACGCCCCACUCCGCAACUUGGUGCUCAAGAACAAUGUGAUUAAAAAAGCUGAUGCUGAGUGGCUACCUAAUAACAGCAACAUCACCUGGUUGGACAUGUCUGGGAACAGUUUAACGAAGAUCCCAACGGCGCUGCUUCAGAAGCUGCGCCACCUGGAGAAUCUGGACCUUGCCUAUAACCGUCUGGAGCAGAUCUCUGCAAAUUCUCUGGACGCACUGACCAAACUCGAUAGGUUAAACCUGUGUAACAACAAGCUAGACACCCUGGAUGCAUCGGUACUUCAGAGCAGCCGUAACCUCACCUAUCUGUUUCUCUCUCGGAAUAUCCUCAACAAACUCCCCCAAAACCUUUUUCAGGGGCUCACUCAGCUCAAACUCCUGAGUCUGGAUGAAAACCAGCUGAGCCACAUCCCUGAAGGUUUGCUGGACCCUCUGAUCUCCCUGGAUGAGGAGGGGCUGGACCUGACCUCCAACCCCUGGCUGUGUGAUGGGAAGGUGAAGUACCUCCGGAGGUGGCUUCAGAAGAACAAGAAGAAGGUCUUCCUGCCAGAGACCAUCACAUGUGCCAGACCGCAGUCUCUGGUGGGGCGCUCAUUAAUGUCACUGACUGAAGAUGAACUAAACCUUCAGUCUUAAUGUUUUCCAUCCUCAUACUGGUUAUCAUCUGACAUGGUGAUGUAUCCAGUUCAGCCGGUCAUAUUUUUCAAUCACUGAAACAUUCUCUUUUGUUAAUGUAAUGUGAAUGUAUAAUUAAAUAUGAUAUGAGUAAAGAGAGCAUACAAGAA